AUGUCGUUCACUCGCAUGUAUGUCGGCCGCCUGCCGCCGGACACGCGGCGCGAAGAAUUGGAGGAUCUCUUCAAAACCUACGGACGCGUUGUUGACAUGCGUGUCAUGUCCGGCUUCGGGUUCGUUGAACUUGAGGACCCACGUGCGGCAGAGGAUGCAUGCCAGGCUCUGAAUGGCAAAGACUUCAAUGGCGACAGACUCAUCGUCGAACCUGCCAAGGCAAGGGCUGCCCCGCGCGGCCCUGCUGGAGGUUACGGCGGUGGAUAUGGAGAUGGCUAUGGCGGGUAUGGCGCCCCUCGUCCGAGCCUCCGCCGCGGUCGCCAUCGUAUUAUCAUGUCGAACCUGCCACCGAACACAUCGUGGCAAGACAUCAAGGACAUGGGACGUGAAUUUGGACCAGUCACCUUCACCGACGUUGAUCGUUCGCGCCCCGACGAGGGUAUCCUGGAGUACGAGAACGUUGAUGACUACGAGCGCGCUCUCAAGGGUCUCGAUGGCGCCGAGCUUCGUGGAAACAAGGUGCGCGUCGAUCCAGCGCCUGCAGACACGGGUCGUGACGACGGCGGCAGCCGCGGUGGAGGUGGAGGUGACAGGUAUGGAGGUGGUGAUCGCUACGGCGGCGGUGGUAGGGAUCGCUACGGAGGUGGAGACCGUUAUGGAGGAGGCGAGCGUUACGGAGGCAGCGAUCGCUACAGAGGCGGCGCUGGAGACCGAUACGGCGGCGAUCGUUAUGGAGGUGGAAGCCGUUCCUCCGGUCGUGACGAGCGUCCCCGCGAGCGCUCUCGCUCGCCGGCUCGCCGUGAAUCCCCUCCACGUGCCGGCAGGGAUGACGACGGAUGGUAG
Molecule: messenger RNA, 843 nt
Organism: Tilletiaria anomala UBC 951
Lineage: Eukaryota; Fungi; Basidiomycota; Exobasidiomycetes; Georgefischeriales; Tilletiariaceae
Product: RNA-binding domain-containing protein
Exons: 3
Coding region: 1-843 (280 amino acids)
Cellular component (GO): ribonucleoprotein complex; nucleus; cytoplasm
Molecular function (GO): mRNA binding
Source: RefSeq, a predicted model, not a curated record